AAUAUAUAUAUAUUAGGCAAUGCAAUAAUCAUUUGAGCGAUUUUCAUAUUCAACCGAUCAAUUCAAGACGGACCUGACUGCCGGCUGGACGGCCUACGUGACACGCAAUGGGAGUAUGAAGUUGCAUCACGGUCUUGUUACUUGCCUUAGUUUUCGGCCUUACAAGCUCACGGUACCCUUACCGCAGUCUUGUUACGGACUGGAUAAACAGUGCAGAUCACGAACGAUACUGUUCGGAUAGUGGUAUAGUAUAGACACGUACUGUAUCAUUGCUGCACUUGCACCAGUUUCAACUCGCUGUAGAGAACUCCGUCAAGCUUUGAAAGGAGAAAAUGGUAUAUCAUUUCUGGUACAUACUACUACUACAGGCUUCAUCACGAGAGUUUCACCAACUCCGACAAAGAAGAAGUACUUGUACUCAUGUCUCGACCAUUAUCAACAAGUACAGUCAUCUCCAUUGAUCAUCAUCAGGGAAGCAAGAGUCAAAGGCCUGCAUUUUACCUUCGUUUCAUCACCCUUUUCUUCAGUCCUAGAACUGCACAAGCAGCCUAUGAUUUGCUUCGAUACGGACUUCGUGUUGGUGUCACCAUGACCCUUAUUGGAGGAUACCAUCGGAUGUUUGUUGUACUGACUAUCUGUUGUUUGAUAUUGGGUGAUUGAAUUGUAAUAUAUAUGUUGUAAAAUGUCUAAUCUGGGGAAGAUGACUACAGCAAGACUGAUUUUGAAUUCAGGAAUGCCAAGGAAGGCAAGUAACAGGCUAUCAGACAUCAUGAUCUGCCCAUCCAAGAUGCUGUUGGCUCCCCACAUGCAAUGUGGAUCUCCUGUACAGAAAAUGACAUUAAGCCUGUUUGCCAACAAUAAGCAAAGUGGACUCAGUUUUGGGAGAAAGAUAUUGGAGUGUAAUAUCAGAUUGAAAGUACAAAAUAGCUUCAGAUCUUCGCUGUUUUGCAGACAGAGCAGGGGGUUUCAUACCACAAGACCCAUGCAUGCACCUCAACUGGCUAUUGUUAAAAUCAUUGUGCGGGUUGUAGGCCACUUUUUGGGAUGGCUUUCAAGGAAAGUCUGGGUAAAAUUGGACCAAGGGACCAAAAAGGUUUUAUGUGGAUUGCUCAUCUUCAUUCUAUUUUUGGGUACUACAUUCAUGUGGUAUCAUGUCAAAGUAGAUCCCAGCACAGGCGAGUGGACUGUCAAGCUGUUGACUGAUACACAGCUCAUGGAAAUUGCAAAAGAAGAAUCCUAUAGGGAACAAUUAAGGCUCGGAGAUCAGAUUCUUCCACAAGACCACCCAUACACACAGGUGGUAAGGCAGACUGUUCUUACUCUUUUGAAUGGGAAUGAAGAAUUGCAGGGAUUACAUAAGUGGAGGAUAGCUGUCGUUGAUGACGAUGAGAAUAUUAAUGCUUUUGUUUUGCCUAAUGGUGAUAUUUAUGUCUUUACUGGUCUGCUGAAGUCUGCACACAAUAUUGAUCAACUGGCUGUAGUUCUUGCACAUGAGCUGGCUCACUGUGUGUUGGGGCAUGGGAGUCUGAAGUUGAACCAACAUGCAUUUUGGGAAAUUAUCACCUUGUGUUUUCUGGUUUUCUGCUGGUUAUUUAUUGGCCCAUUUCAAGUGGCUUUUGUCACCCAGUAUUUCUUUGAUAAAGCCACUGAGGCCAUGUUUCAUAUGCCUUACAGCAGGAAACUAGAGUUUGAGGCAGACAAUAAAGGUUUGCAGCUGGCUGCUAAGGCCUGUUUUGAUGUCAGAGAAAGCAGUGUAUUCUGGAACAUGAUGCACAUGAAGGAUUUGGAGACAGGGAAUGUUAUGGAUAUUCUCUCCACACAUCCCAGGAGUGAUGAACGUGCGGACAAACUAGAUGAUUUGGUUCCACAGGCUCUCGAACUCCGAACUUCAUGUAAUUGCCCCACCCUGAGAGGAAAAGAUCCACGUGCCUUCAUGAAAGCACUGAGACUGGAGGCAGUGGAACAAGCAAACCAGUCCCGGAACAAUAGUAAUGAGUCUUGUGAUGGUAACCCAGCAGUGGGAGGAUUGAGGGAGCAGAAAGUAUAUGUUAGUUAUAUAAAGGAAAACAAAUCAGACAAUAAGCAAAGUGCUGUGAAGGCAGCAACACGCUGUGAUGUACCCUGUGAUACUGUUACUGAUGAUCUUAAGGGUGGAGGAGAGGUACCUGAGGAUGUUAAAAACACCAUUUUUGCAAAUGCUAAUGUAGCAGAAAAUGCUCUUAGAGAUGAAGAAGUUUUUAACACCACCAAAGCUCCAGUGGAUAGGUCCAAGGUUGCUAGUGCUGAUAAGAAUAUGAUUGCUGUAACUGCCAAAAUGACUGACAAUGCCAACGUGCAUAAUGAUAUUACUGCAGAAGACGAUGAUAAACAUGGGUUUAUUAAAUUCCCUUCUGAGGUAACAAACACUGAGAAGUCUAACACCCAGUCUAAUACUGAGAAGCUAUGUAGUGAAAAUAUGCCUGUAUUUUCUCCACAAAAUGCAGACAGUGAGAAGAUUGGACAUAAGAUUGAGGGUGGUGAGAUGACCUCUCUGGCAAACAGUACAGACUCUAAAGUAAAGAUGCCUCACAUUGCGUGCAAUAUGGGUAUUUAAGACAUACUACUUCUACAUUGGAAGUAUGCGUGGUUGUGAAAUGAAAAAAAGUCUUAUUUAUAUUUUAGCCACUUUGAUGUGCAAACUCGGGGUGAAAUUUCUAUCUGUUAAAUAAACUGCAAUUUAUUUGAAUUUUGGAUCAGCCUCAUCACCUCAAACUCCCAAUAUAAUAUACUCUUAGGACAAGAUGUAUGCAACUUUAGCCUAUGAUGUGUUAAAAUAGAUUUCUAAGGGCCAGUGGGAAGAUACAUUUUAAAUUUACCAUGUUUUUUACCCUGAAUAAAUAAAUAAGUCAAUAGAUAAAGGUAGAGUGAAUGUUGUUAGUCAUCCAGUAGAAUAAGAAUGAUAAAUACAAAUAACUUUGAUAUUGGAACUGAAGUUGCCGGCUCAACCAGAGACCUUUCACUAGGUAAAUAGCCUGGAUGGACUGGUCAGCUAUCUAUUGUCAUACGGCUAGGAAUAGUCUCCAGUGCCUCAUCCCAUAUAUGUGAGAGGUAAAACCCCGAGGCCUCCUUGUUCAGAGUUGGAUUUUCCGCCUGUUCCCAGAUAGCUUCUUUGAUGCCAAACUUUGAACAAAAGUUUGUAUCUUGUGGUAUGCUCAUGAAAUUUAUAUGUAUAAAAGUGUGCAUUAUAUUUGAAUUUGGUCUAAAUUGAUUAUGGAUAUUUACUUUUUAGAUCAGAUAUUAUUAUAACUUAAGAUCUAAAGACUCAAAACCAACUUAAAACUGAAAGAGAAUGAAAAAAAGUUAAUAUUAACAGAACUGUUUGGGGUGCAUUGGAAUGAGCUUUUUACUAGGUUUAAUUAUUUGCAAUAUAACAACAUAGAAAAAAAUAAGUAAUAAGUCUGAUUUUUUUGUAUUAAUGUGUUAUGAGGAACUUUCAUGAGCUC
Messenger RNA from Lingula anatina, 3482 nucleotides. Its product is annotated as metalloendopeptidase OMA1, mitochondrial. The record is from RefSeq and is a predicted model, not a curated record. Gene Ontology annotation, cellular component: mitochondrial inner membrane. Gene Ontology annotation, biological process: mitochondrial protein processing; protein quality control for misfolded or incompletely synthesized proteins. NCBI's taxonomy places the organism in Eukaryota, Metazoa, Brachiopoda, Lingulata, Lingulida, Lingulidae. Gene Ontology annotation, molecular function: metalloendopeptidase activity.